Molecule: messenger RNA, 998 nt
Organism: Topomyia yanbarensis
Lineage: Eukaryota; Metazoa; Arthropoda; Insecta; Diptera; Culicidae
Product: acidic mammalian chitinase-like
Exons: 1
Coding region: 25-582 (185 amino acids)
Biological process (GO): carbohydrate metabolic process
Cellular component (GO): extracellular region
Molecular function (GO): chitin binding
Source: RefSeq, a predicted model, not a curated record
AGUUAUACCGCUGAAGAUGGCGUGAUGAGUUACUUGGAGACGUGCGAAACGAUUCGAGCCGGCGGUUGGACAACGGUUUGGGAUACUUCGGCGAAGUCGUACUACUCGUACAAGGGUACCACGUGGUUAUCAUACGAAAGUUUGGCAUCCUUGGAAAACAAGAUAAACCUAGCCAGAGGAAACGCGAUCGGCGGUCUGGCGAUGUGGGACAUGGCAGGUGACGAUGUGAAAAAUAUCUGCUUAGGAGGUAAAUUUACCCUGCUCCGUUUCAUCGCCGAAGCGUUGAUUAGGAAGGCGGGGGAUGAAAAUGAAGGAACAACUAUUAUUAUACCGCAAACAACGAAAGCGGCAGUAACAACGACAACAACAAUUACUACAACGCAAGCUACCCCUGGUUCCGAGUUCCCUCAAUACUGUCCCACUAGCGGAUUCUAUAGGGAUCCACUAGAUUGUGCUUCGUUCUACCGGUGUGUUGGCGGGGCGAAAUUUGUUAACCUGGGAAGGACAACGUGUGGAACGGGGUUGUAUUUCGACACCAAGGCGAACGUGUGCAAUUACGCGAAGAAUGUUAACUGCAGCUAGGUAACAAGAUUCUGCCUAAUUUUAUUAUUGGCCAAUAAAAAUGCAACUUCAACUGAGAUUAAGGUUAAGAAUUUUUCUUUCACAGUGUGUGUGGCUUAAUUUCACGAUAAACGUCACAUUAUUAAACUACACAAUGAUUCCAAUAUUAUAAGCCAGAUACAAAAAUUUUUCGCUGGUAUAACUCAAUAUUUUUAGUUGAAAAACAGCUCAUGUUUGAAAGAAGGACAUAUAUUUCAAGGCAUUUGACCAAAAAACGGACCAAUGUCAAAGGCCAAUAGACACUCUAGUAUGUAAAUAUACGUUAUUCUUGGCAAAGCUAAGUUUGAAAUUCUUGUUCUCUGAAACAUGUUUGGUUCACUAGCACCGAUUUAAACUGAACCCAUGGCUUAGCUAAGUAGUUCAAAUGCAGUUUCAUA